This is a messenger RNA of Saccharomycodes ludwigii, 1203 nucleotides long. It is a transcript of the gene TIP41, whose product is annotated as Tip41p. Lineage: Eukaryota; Fungi; Ascomycota; Saccharomycetes; Saccharomycodales; Saccharomycodaceae. The record is from RefSeq and is a predicted model, not a curated record. The transcript has a single exon. Bases 1 to 1203 code for a protein of 400 amino acids. Gene Ontology annotation, biological process: TOR signaling. Gene Ontology annotation, cellular component: cytosol.
AUGCGUAAUAACCAGAGUAACAGAAAUUUAAUGAGAAAUCAAUCAGAUAAAGGACCUUUUCUUGAAAGAAAUAGACCAUCUGGUCCUGGUAUCCAAACUUUAGAAGUUAAUGGUGCAAGAGAGAUGCAUGCUUCAAUUGUUAAGGCUAGAGGUCCACCAAUUCAACGUGUUACUAUCCCAAACACUGCUACCACCAUUGCUGCUUCUUCUACUUUGUCAUCUUUUUCCUCUUCUAUCAGGCCUAACAGCAUGUAUAGUACAAAUACCACUACUACCAGUGUUAAAACAUCCUCUUCAAUGCAAAAGAAAAUACGCCAUAAAUGUAAUAGUAUAAAUAACCCCGCAUGUUGUCAUUGCGGGAGCGUAAUUAUUCCCUCUCCUAUGGCACGAAUGCCAUUAGAUGAUUCACCAUCCAUUACAGUGGAUGAUAAAUGGACUAUAUCGUGUAAGAAAUAUCCUAUUUUGAAUGCACAAGAAAUUCAGAAAUGGGAAAUGGAAUCAAUCUUGCCAUUACCCGAAAUGAUAUUUGGUAAUAACAAAAUAAACAUUAAAUUUUUCGAGGAGGGAAAAGAUAAUGGAGUGGAAAUUGAUUUUAACGCAAUGGAUGCUUUACGGACUGUUUCGUUACAAGAUACCGGUAUUAGAGUCUCCUAUGCUAAAAAAUGGCAAGAUAAUAAGAAAAAGGGACAACAAGCAGAUAAACAGGAUGAUUUAUCUAACAUACAAAAACAAUAUGAUUGGACCUAUACUCCUAUUGACUAUAAGGGGUUGGUUAAGUUUUCAAAAGAAAAUACCCAUUCAUUUACAUUAGAUAACGAUUACCAAUUGCCAAUUGAUAAAUUAAGUAGACCAGAUCCUAUUCUAUUUUAUGAUGACAUGGUUUUAUAUGAGGAUGAAUUAGCAGACAAUGGCAUAAGUGUAUUAAGUGCCAAAAUAAGGGUUAUGAACGAAAGACUAUUAUUAUUGUGUAGAUUUUUUCUUAGGGUUGAUGAGGUACUAUUUAGAGUUCAUGAUACUAGAAUCUAUAUAGAGUUUGACGAAAAAGUAGUUGUUAGAGAAUACAAAGAAUUUGAAUGUGAUUAUGCAACUGUUUUAUCGAAAUAUUUGGGUACAAAGGACCCUAAAUUGGCUUUAAGAGACAGCAAUGCUGUUAUCCAACAUUUGCCGUUGAUCAAGAGAGAAUGUGAAACGUUGAGAUUAUAG